This is a messenger RNA of Gregarina niphandrodes, 771 nucleotides long. RefSeq lists its product as hypothetical. The coding region runs from base 1 to 771 and encodes 256 amino acids. The record is from RefSeq and is a predicted model, not a curated record. NCBI's taxonomy places the organism in Eukaryota, Apicomplexa, Conoidasida, Eugregarinorida, Gregarinidae. The transcript has a single exon.
AUGAAGUGCCCCCGGACAAGUACUCUGACAAAGGGAGGAGAAACUAGCUGGUGGUUGCUGGCUAGAAUGGAAGUAUACUUGGUCACAGGUCCGGGAUGGCAGAACAGUGAGCUGCUGUUGAAUUUCACGGACGGUGAAUAUUUCGCGCAACUGACACUGCAGUUCGGCAACUUCUUCGCUACACUGGGUCAACGACGGGACCCCUGGACUCAGCGGCUGGGUGAGGAGAAGGGCGUUGGGAGCAUAUUCGAUAACGCUGCGAUGUUGGAAAACGGCAAAGGUCAUGUUGUUUCGUUAAGGGGCAGUGCAGUAGUUGUGCGCGAGUUGAACCUUUAUAACAUUCUGCAUCAUAGCAUAAAGACGAUGGACGCCUACAGGUGGCUGGACUGGUUCUGCCAGAAACCCUCCACGAGUUGGCUCGGUAAAGUUCGUGACUUAUUCUCCCUAAACAGCUCCCACGAACAACUGCUCAUCCCCAUUCCCGCAUCAGUUGCGGUCACCCCAUGGAGCUACGAUGACACCACGUGGCACGACUUUGUCGCCGAUACGUGCAAUUGGAUGGUGUAUGCAGGCAAUGAGUACUGCUACAAAUCCAUGAGCUUUCGUCUUGGCAAAACUGAAUGCAAGAAGCUUCAAUUCAGCAAAGAAGCAGCUAAGCGAGCACCCAGACUACUUGUUAGGGCCCCGGUGUAUCAACCAGUCCGCCGAAUCCAUCCUCACCCUGGCAAACAUCAGAGGAUAUGCAAGAUUGCCGCUCAUCCGGCAUACUAG